Messenger RNA from Triticum aestivum (bread wheat), 1710 nucleotides. RefSeq lists its product as uncharacterized. The record is from RefSeq and is a predicted model, not a curated record. Gene Ontology annotation, molecular function: protein binding. The coding region runs from base 119 to 1279 and encodes 386 amino acids. The transcript is spliced from 2 exons. Lineage: Eukaryota; Viridiplantae; Streptophyta; Magnoliopsida; Poales; Poaceae.
CGCACAACUUGGGAAACAAUUCGCUGUUCCUUUGCUUUUGCCUUGCAAGAAACGUGCGCCGAACGUCUUCUACUUCCAUGUCUCCUCUGUCGUCUCGAACUCCUGAUCCCUAAUCAAGAUGAGCGACGAAAUUACCACCACCAGCAGCUCGCCGCCGGCGCCUGCCUCCCCACUGGACAACGACGAUCUCCUCGAGGAGAUCCUUCUCCGUCUCCCACCGCAGCGGUCCUCUCUCCGGCGCGUCUCCGCAGUUUGCAAGCGCUGGCGAGGCCUUGUCGCCAACCCCAGGUUCCUCCGCCGCCGAUUGGAGCCGCCCCGCCUUGGCGCCCUCGUCUGCAGCGACAAGGAGAUUGUGUUCACCCCCAUCCUGGACCCCACGGAGGGCACCCCUUUGGAGCGUUUUGACCUCGGACACUGCAGCAAUCGCCGUCAUUACCGUGUGCUCGAUUGCCGUCACGGCCGUGUCCUCGUCAAAGACAAUCGGCGGACAGAGCUUGUUGUGUGCGAACCCAUUACAGGUGAGCAACACCGCGUGCCGAUUCCGGCAGAAUUCAAGUGGGUCCGUGGCCACCUCAACGGGGUGGUGCUUUGUGCCGCCACGGCGCAUGACCGCAUGCACGGUAUCUGCCAGUCCAGCCCAUACAAGGUGGCACUGAUGUCCAUGUAUGAAACUGACUUCAGAGUCAUCGCAUGUGUUUACUCCUCAGAGACUGGUAUAUGGGGUAGUUACGUCUCCACAUCGGCUCCAUGUUCGAGUUUUUAUGCUCAUAAUCAUGGGACCCUAACUGGUAGUGCCAUUUACUGGUUGCCCAUGAAAGAUCACAUACUUGAAUUUGAUUUGGAUAGAGGGACACUCGCCAUGAUCGAGGGGCCUGGUCUUAAUGAACCCCACAAACAUCGGAUCAUCAAAGCAGAGGAUGGUCAUGUUGGUCUUUUCGUGUUAACUGAAUAUAGCAUUCAAAUGUGGCAGAUGAAGGUCAAUUAUCAAGGUGUUACCACAUGGUUGUUGCGGAAUGCUGCAAUUCAUGGGAUCUCUCCUCGGGUUAAGAUAAAAAAGACACGAUUGCUUGGGUAUGAUGAGGAUACUGAAGCAAUAGUUCUAAAUAUGCGCGGGGGAGUCUAUAUGGUUGAACUUAAGUCAAUGCAAUGCAAGAAACUUCAUGAAGUCACUAAUUAUGCAAGCUGUCGCUAUUAUCCUUUUAAGAGUUUCCGUCCUCCAGGCAUAGGCAUUGCUGCUGGAUGUGAUGGAGUUGAAGCGCGGCACGGUGCAUUGGGAUGAAUGUUUCAUUUUUUGAUUUAAUAUAAUGUGCUGAAAUCGUUCAGCAAGUAAGAAUAUCACUUGAAUAUAGUUUGUGAGAAUUAAACUGUUUUAGUUUUUCACAAGCAUGUUCAUCACCAUAGAUCGAUUGUGAUCAUGAUCUACCCAUGCUUUUUUUUUGUUGCCUUGAGAUUAAUGGGAAAAGUACAGGGCCGAAGGAAGUAACGCAGAAUAUACCAGAUAAGAGAAAUAUAAGUGUUGUAAUUUUUCAAAAAGAAAUAAUUGGCAUGUAAUCUCGUCUAUCCAAACGAAAUUUUAACAUUUCAGUUUUGGUUUCAGUCUACAAAUAAUUUGAAGCUUUCAUGAACGACAAAAUUAGCAUGGUAGAAAUUUGUUCGAUGGUGAGAAGACUUCUUGCUGCUGUUGUCCAGUUAUUUGUUAUGGUUCAUAUA